Messenger RNA from Sitophilus oryzae (rice weevil), 1327 nucleotides. Its product is annotated as zinc finger protein 628-like. Gene Ontology annotation, biological process: regulation of transcription by RNA polymerase II. The transcript is spliced from 2 exons. The coding region runs from base 405 to 944 and encodes 179 amino acids. Gene Ontology annotation, molecular function: RNA polymerase II cis-regulatory region sequence-specific DNA binding; DNA-binding transcription factor activity. NCBI's taxonomy places the organism in Eukaryota, Metazoa, Arthropoda, Insecta, Coleoptera, Curculionidae. The record is from RefSeq and is a predicted model, not a curated record.
UUAGAAAUUUUAAAUGGUCACGCAUACGUUUCAGCUCAUCAUUAUACCAAGAAAUUCUACCACGCUGAUUUGCCCUCUUUUUGACUAAAGGGAAUGAUAUAUUCAGAUAGUCAACGAGUUUAGAAUAAAAUACACCGAACUGCCACAACAUACACUUACGUUGUGGCAGUUGUGCUUUGACACACUGCUUUUGUCUAUUGAAACGUCAAACAGAACUGUCAAAAUGGAGGUUUGUGAUGCCGAUUCCGUCUGUACUGCAUGAAUACAUGAAUAUCAUUAUACUCCUUCAUUAAUCUUUUUAUUCAAAGGAAUAGCACAAAUAUGUCCGAAAUUGUCAUAAAUAAAACUUUUAAUUUUUUUUAUAUAUUUUUUUUGUUUUUCUUUAACCAGCUAUUGUAUAUAACAUGUUUCGUCCUGUGACAGUCUCUUUGUUUAUAUAUACAACCUUCCUUUGUGGUGUUCUAAUCUAUUUUAACCAACCUUCUCUUUUAGAAUGGUUAGAGUUUGACAAAAUCGUAAUGCCGCCGUCUUUAGACCACCUUUUAUUGAACCCGGUCAGUGCCAGAUGUCAAAAUAGUCGCAGGGACAGGAAAUGUCCCAGAGUCUUUACAGACGAAUAUGUCCGACAUGGUUACAGUCACGACAGUCAGUUUGCGUGUAGACAUUGUGGAAAAAGGUACAGGUGGAAAUCAACUAUGCGUAGACACGAACAAGUGGAGUGUGGUGGUAAAGAACCCACAUUUAAAUGCCCCAAGUGCCCCUACAGAGCAAAGCAAAAAGGAAAUCUGGGUGUGCACAUCAGAAAGCAUCAUUCUAGCGAUCAGCUGUUCUGUAAUGAUAAAAAGAAGGAUUUUUUAGUACAAGCCUUACUAGCCAGUCAGAUUAGUAUCAAUAACAACAACAAUAACGCCAAUACUACUAACAAUAACACUAAUUCGGAAUAACUAUUAUUUUUGUAGUUAUUAAAAUUAUUUUUACAAAAGUUUAGAAUUUUUUUGUUGUUUUUUUUUACUAAAUAGAAUUUAUGUUUAUUUAUGUUUUUACUGUUAACGAUUUUAUUAAAAAGAGUUUAUUAAAAUUAAUUUAAAUUCUAGAAUUUGUUAAACAUUUUUUUGUUAUAUCUUUUUUUGUUCAGUAUUUUAGAGGAUAUUAUUUAUGUUAAUUGUUGUUGAAUUUAUUAACAAAAAAAUCGAUAUUGCUUCAUAUCGAUAUAAAAUUGGCAAUAAGCUAAACUAGUGCCUUAAUAUAGUGCUGUUUAUUGUUAUUAAACCACUUUAUAUCUAACUUUAUAUAUACAUAUUUUACACAGAGUGAUUUAACAAAACAU